Bursaphelenchus okinawaensis is the source of this 4301-nucleotide messenger RNA. The record is from the annotation of a GenBank genome assembly. NCBI's taxonomy places the organism in Eukaryota, Metazoa, Nematoda, Chromadorea, Rhabditida, Aphelenchoididae.
AUGAGCGCCUUACGAGACAUCUUGGAAAAGGUAAUUUUAAAUAUCAUAAGAUUAUUAUUAAGACAUUAUUUAAUACUUUAAUGUAUCAUAAUAUCUUAUAAUAGGGUAUUUUUUACAAUAUUAGCUGGCUAUAUUCUUGACUAUCAAACAAAUUACAAUACAUUUUAACAAAAAAGCUGACUAAAAUGACGUUUUAAUGCCAGAGGAACUAAUUUUAUAAGUGUUAAAACAGCUACCCGCUUUAAAGUUCAGAGAUGCAAUUAGAUCUAAACUAAAUUAACUUUAAGGCGUUUGAUUAUGUUGUUUUUUUGCUUUGCAAACAUGUUUGUAAUUUCAGAUGUAUGUUGAAGAUGAAUUGCUCAAUCAACUUGACGAUGAACAAAAACAAAUUUUGUUCAUUAAAAUGCGAGAAGAGCAGAUUCGUCGGUGGAAACAGCAUGAAGCCGAAGCCGAGGAGAGGGAAAAGCAACAGCCACCAAAGCCGAGAGAUACUCGACGAAUACAGUAAGUUAGCGUGAUUAGUUUGUGCAAAAUUCAUUUCUUAAUCAUUUUUGCCUCAAUUCGUUUUAUAAAAAUUUUUUAAAAUUUUCUUGUUUUUCGAAUACAAUGACAUUCUUAAACCUUUGUUUCAGAUGGCUCACCGGCCGCGACGGCGAAGUUUGGGUAUGGGUAAUGGGAGACCACCCAGCUGACCCGUCCAUCGACGACAUAAUAGAAGAUGAAGCCCGAGUAAAGGCUCGACAGCUAGCCGAAAUGGAGCUAGCCAAUGACCGAAACGUGACAGCUGGUGCAGUACCUACACAUCCCCCAAAAGCCCUACAUCCUUCGAUUUCAGCACGAGAAGAGCAACUUAAACAAGAGUUGCGUAACAUGCGUAUUGGAGGAAGUUCUUCAAGUAGUUUCGAAGACAAUUCAUUCUCAAAGGCUAGCUCAAGCGACGACGGGUACAAACGACCGGGCGCUCAAUACGAAAACGGGUACAAAAGUCAAGUCAGAUACGAAGAUAGUCCUCAACAUAACAGAAAAAUCCAUUCACAAGGUGACGUUCCUUAUUAUUCACAACUGCGCCGCUCACCGCCUGAAGGAAUUGAGUUGGAAGAUGGCAGGCGUUUGUAUAUAAAGCCAACCAACAACAUAUUGGAGAAUACUGUUAGAGAACAGUUCAAUGGAAGUCCAUUCCGAAAAGAAGCUGAAAACAAACUGAGUGGUACUACUAUUGUCUACGAUAGAGGGUCAGAUAAUGAUGAUAUACCACCAUCUCCAAGGCUUGCUGAAGAAUAUGGAGAUAAAAGAAAACCAAAUGGUAUUCUCAACCUCAACAACACUAGAGCGAGAAGUUCUCCAUUAAAAGAUGUUGAACAAAAAUCCACAAUACCUUUGUGGAAUAGAGAAAAAAGUAGCAGUAUUGAUCCAGACACUGGGCGACAAUCCGAUGAAAUCAUUCGAGACCAAAGAAGGCCAUCGUGGAAUACAAACGGUAGUACUGGUGGUAAUGUUGUACAACGCUUCUUGGACGAACACGAUCCAAAAAGAAGAGCAGCACGGGAUAAAUCACCAGUAAAACUCAAUAGAUCGACAGAAGAAAGUCCACGAAGAAGUAACAGUCGUGAAGCCAGUCCACGCCGAAGACUUGGUAGCAAAUCAAGAAGCAAGAGCCCUCUGAAACCUCUGAGAAGCACGGAAUCCAACAAUAUGACAUCAGUAGACUCCGAGUCAUCUAAAAACUCAUCACCAGUCCCAACACCGCGACAAAACUCACGGGAAUCUCCAUUCGAAACCGAGAAAAAGACCUCAUUCUUGGUUGGAAAGUUCAACUCAAGACAGGCCAAAUCCCCACCCAAACAGCUAAACGAUCAACGAGACGACAAGAAGCAUAAAGACCUUGUUAAGGACACAAAACGUCAUAAGGAGGCAAAAGAGAAGUCACCUCUAAAAGCAUCGCCCCCAUGUGAAACCAAGGAUUCAGAAGGCACACCAACGCUGAAACGAUUCUUGAAUAACGCCGGAUGUAUGCCACGACUUAGACGCGAUUCGGAUGACAAGUAUUACGCUAGUGAUGAAAAUGUAGCCAGAAGAUCAAGUCCGCCAGGUAAAAAAAGACCAAGUUCGACCCGUAAAAGAACAAAAGGUACCUGAAACUAAUGGAAACGAUUUCAAAUUUUUCAAAAACAAAGUCGCCGAACUACCAGAAGAUGUUGUUACGACAGAGAAAACAAAAGAAAGGACUUCAGAAAGAAACAGCAAUGAAGCUGCUGUUGAUAAAAUUAGAAUAAACGGGCAAAAUACUCCUCUUCAUAAUGACAUCUUGAAGAAGAAUGGCCCGCCACCUCCAGUGCCGGAGAAACCAAGCUUUUUGAAGAAAAAAGCAGAUGGAAAACCCGGUGAAACAGUGGGCAAAGACUUCGUACAGGUAAAAACUUACAUUAGUUUUUAUAAUUUAUCACAAGACGACAAAAUCUUGUUUGGUAUAGUGCAAGAUUAUGCGAUAGAAAGAAAAAAACGUAAAAAUGCAUAAAAUUUCACGUUUUGUAGGGGAACGCGAAAUACAUAAGGUUUUACGUUUUUUUCUAUAACUUUUCUCAGCUUUUUAUUGGUUUUGAUUGCUUUCGCUAAUUUUUCUCAUGGUCAUGGGACGCUUUGUCGAUUCUGCGGUACAAAAUAUAUUUUUUUGUUUUAGUCAACACGUUCCUAUGUUCCUGGCCACAAUCCGACAGUUACCUUUACGCCGCAACAAGUAACUUCACCAAGCGCGGGUCUCAAGCCAAAUCGAAAUGAAAGUCCUGUUGAUCCGGUGCUGAAAACGACUCCAACGAAGCCGAAGGAUCCUUCACCAGCUUCUUCCACUGAUGGCUCUAGUUCUUUGUCUCCGGAAAUGCAGAGAUUACGAGAUGCUCAACAGAGACUCGAAGAACUUUUGCCUCCUCAAGAUGAACUUGAGAAGCGGCAAAGUGUGAUAUUGGAAAAGUUGAUGGAAGAACAUCAACGGUUGAAGGAAGAAGCAGAACGAGAGGCUGAGAGGGAGAGAUUGGCGUAUGAGGAUCAAAGUAAGUGUUUCGAUAAUUUUUUAUUGUUUUAACAGUUUUAGGUAGUAAGAUAAUUUUUUGAUUAAAUAAUAGGUUAAAAGUCAAAAUUUCCGAUUGAAAGUUUCGGUUUGGACUUUGAACGUUAUGGAAUGUUAAUAAUUUAGGUAUCCUGUAGAAUGUUUACUUGUGUUUUGUUGUUGAUUGUUUAAAAACUGAUUUCAGAGAGGAAGUCGAAGGAGGCAGAGGCUCAGAUUCGAGCGAUAGCUCAAAAAGCACGUGAACAGCACGAAAAGAAUCUGCGAACGUCCACUGCUCUUUUGCCAAUGCUUCAUAAAACACAAUCUGAAGAUGCUCGAGCUCAGAACUUGAGAGAUGUUGUGUAAGUUGAUUUUGAUGUUAAUAUAGAUAAGCAAAUUGAAUUGUAUGAUUUAUAUAUUUUAUCUAUUCUAACAUUUUUAGUAUAAAAAAUAUAAUAAUGAAGCAAUUUUACAGUAAGAACAUGCCGCGACCUCCAAAGCCGAAGAAUCGUGAAGAAAUCAUCGACUGGUUCAAACGACAAGAACAAUCAAAUGGCGCAGGAAUCGAUCCAUGGACGAAACGACCAUUUGUCUGGUUUCAUGGAAUCAUUUCCAGAAGUGAAGCCGACAAUUUACUGGCCAAUCAACCUCCAGGCGCCUUUAUCGUACGAAUAUCAGAGAGGAUAUGGGGUUACACAGUCAGUUAUGUUGUUGGUGGGCCUGAAUUGAAACAUUUUCUGGUGGAGAGGAUUCCAGAAGGCUAUCAGUUUUUGGGUACGAAUCAGGUGGUGCACAAGACGCUACAGGAUUUGGUAGAUUAUCAUGAGGUAGGUUUAGGUGUUUUCAUUGAUUUAAAAUUGAUUUUUAGGGCAGUUAUUGCCUUUCGAACAAACUUUUAAUUUUCUUACCGUAUCUUUUGUUUUUUAGGGGUUUUUAUAAGUGCGACAGUUCGAUGCCAUCGCAAAGGCUUUUUGUGUUUUUUUCCAUUUGGUUAUCUUUAAAAUACCACGUCGUUGAAACCCCAAAAAACAAGAAGUUAUUUCGAAACCGCUUUAUCAGUUAAUUGCCUUUCUAGACCAAACCCAUUACGUCAAAAGGGCAGGAAUGUCUACUGUACCCAGUGGGCCAGCAAGACCCCAACAGUCCGGACUAUGCCAACCUCUUCGACCAGUUACCAAUGGCUAGCGGAGGCUACAACAAUGGUGGACUACUUUCUAGUCGGUUCUUUCAAUCUUCUCCUUCAUUGACUGUUCAUCGAUGA